Molecule: messenger RNA, 2038 nt
Organism: Dreissena polymorpha
Lineage: Eukaryota; Metazoa; Mollusca; Bivalvia; Myida; Dreissenidae
Exons: 10
Coding region: 334-1677 (447 amino acids)
Biological process (GO): mitochondrial protein catabolic process; mitophagy by internal vacuole formation
Cellular component (GO): mitochondrial outer membrane
Source: RefSeq, a predicted model, not a curated record
AAAGUCUAGCCUAUAAUAAGUCAUAUCCACUCGAGAAGAGAACUAUGAUAUAUCGAGCGGUUAAGUUCCCUUGCCAGAAAAGUGAGCCGAUCGAGAGGCUUUCCACGCCACAACAAAAGCGAAAGUACUAGGCAUUUUAGAGGCAGCCAAGAAUGAACAGAGAGGCAGCAUUUUGACAGAAAGGCCACCGAUAUGCAUCUACACCGUGAAUUUGUGGCCGUACCGAAAGACCACCGUAACGCGCAAUCUCGCUAACUGUAGAUGAUCGAUCGAUAUUUGACACUAGUUUGUAUUAUGUGAAAAAGACGUAAAUACAAAUCUCAGUUAUCCAGGAUGGCGGAAUCGUGUAUAAGCAUCCUUAAGCUGCUUAUUAUGAUGAAAAGGAAGGAGAUACAAAGAGGAAUAGAUCAGAUCGAACAUGCUCCUCAACUGACAGAAAAGCUUAAGGAAAUGCAGAAAGACAUACACAGACUCAAAAAAGAAAACGAAGAACUGCAGCAAAACAGAAAAAGUACUGAACGGGUUAAUUAUAGUCACGCGUUUAACGAGAAAAAACUGAAGAAAAUCGAAAAGGAGCUUGCGAAUACGAAACAAGAAUUGGAUGACGCAAACAAUAGACUGAGUCAACUUAUGGGGAGAAAAUUGACAGACAACAAUCCGGCUAUCGCCGAUCUGAACGACGUCAACAGACCUCAGAAUCUUGGUCAGCGAUAUUCAGAAUUGUACGACAAUCAAUGGACCGAUGCCUUCGGUUCUUUACAGAAGGAUCCUUCUUUUGAAGACGAGAGACAAAUUUUUGACAUGCUUCUAAACGUUCUUGUGAAAGCCAUGGACUUUUGUAAAAGAAAUGCUGAGUUUCACAAACGUCAUAUUACAAAUACGCUUCUAAUGCGAGACGAUGAGGUAUGUCAAUUGACAUCAACGCAAUCAAAAUUAAUUAAAGACGUUAUGAAAGUAACAGCUCCUGAAUCAGGCAUGCGUCUUUUCGAGAAAUAUCGGUCUGAGCUAGGCAGUGAAAAUGCCAGGUAUGCAAGAUAUGCGCUAUUAAUCACCCCAUACCUGCAAGAAUGUUUCUCCAUCUGCUGGCUGAUGUGUGUACAAGAUCCACCAGUCGUGUUUGGGUCACUUCCCAAACAUGGUGCAGCAUUCGACAAGAACGCUUACAAGGAGUUCACACAGAGUGGUACCAACAUUGACUUCGUGGUCUGGCCUGCGAUGUUCUUAUUUCAAGGUGGUAAUGUUCUUUGCAAGGGUGUUGCUCAGGGCAAGAAAACAUACACACCAGGCAACUCAAGUUCAAAGUCUGCUUGGUCAUCGUCGCCUGAAGAUCUGAAGUAUGAUUCGUAUGCUAGGAAACACGAGGACAAAAUACGCAGUCGAGACACAAGAUCUGCUGGAACGUCGAAAACACCAGCUUAUGGUUCUCAUACUACUAAAGGUGAAGAUAAUAUUCGAAGUCGAAACACACCUGAUUUUCAGAGCACUACAAUGCACUCCAGCAGGUCAUACGAUUGGCGUAAUAGGUACAGCGAUGCUCGUAUACCACAAUACAUAUUAGACAACUUUGAAAUGUGGUCCCGAAUAUAUCCAGCAAAUGAUCGCAAAUUGAUGGAGGCGAUGGGGAGAGAUAAUUAUUUCCGCUGUGUUGAAUAUUUCAAACAAAAAGGAUACUUUUAAAAACUUGAACAAAAUGUAUGCGUAACUGUGAUGAAUAAACCCACAACAAAGUAUGUAAAGAAGAACAACACAAAGCAGGUUAACCAUCAUGUUUUAGUAUGUGUUUUAUGACACAGUGUAUGCACUUUAUGAACAUGUGUUUCUGUGUCUUAGAUUACCAGUCGGUUUUAGAUAUGCUUGUUUUUGACAUUCAAUGUCUUCAUCAUUUGAUAGUGUUUUAUUGUUUUUUUUUAACAAAACUAUCUUCAUGUUUGUAAUUUAUUAUGUUCUUUCAAUCGAAGGGCUUUUUUGCCAAAGGAUCGCUGAUUAACAAGACAGCAACUAAUUACUUUUAGAAAAAAAUUAAAUAGCAUCUUUAUUA